Messenger RNA from Aspergillus pseudonomiae, 562 nucleotides. RefSeq names its product TMEM14 family protein. Bases 89 to 415 code for a protein of 108 amino acids. Gene Ontology annotation, cellular component: membrane. Lineage: Eukaryota; Fungi; Ascomycota; Eurotiomycetes; Eurotiales; Aspergillaceae. The transcript is spliced from 3 exons. The record is from RefSeq and is a predicted model, not a curated record.
GCUCUCCCCUUGCUCACCAACAUUGACCGAUCCAAUCCUGUGUCGUCGAGAAUCCAAUCUCUUGCUCUGUUAUUAAAGUCCGGACAACAUGGCUGAACAUCCUUCCUUUACUCUCGCUGGUCUUUUGCCGUUAGGGGGUGUUGCUGGGUAUAUGCGGACGGGCUCAGCGCCUUCUUUGAUCGCAGGAGUUGGACUAGGAAUUUCCUAUGCGUUUUCAGGUUAUCUGAUUAAAGAAAAUAAGGACUAUGGUACCGAGCUUGCCCUGGGAAACAGUCUCGUCCUGUUAGGAGCUGGAAUCUCUAGAACCAUCAAGACCAAGGCGAAGUCACCUAUACCUAUGGCACUUGGAGCCACUGGGUUAUUAGCGUCAUACUACUACCAAAAGAAGGUCCGGGAAUUUAGGUACGGGGUCUAAAUCGUCCAACAUGGCAUCUUCGUGACCGAGGCCGCAGCAACUGGUCAUAUGUUAGGUUGAGUUUGAGAUUUUGAGUCAAACCAGCUAUCACGAAUAUGAGCUGCCUUUGUGUAUCUAAUUAGAAGUAACAUCCAUGCUACUCUUGGC